Molecule: messenger RNA, 2652 nt
Organism: Sorghum bicolor (sorghum)
Lineage: Eukaryota; Viridiplantae; Streptophyta; Magnoliopsida; Poales; Poaceae
Product: histone-lysine N-methyltransferase, H3 lysine-9 specific SUVH1
Exons: 5
Coding region: 109-2652 (847 amino acids)
Cellular component (GO): nucleus
Molecular function (GO): histone methyltransferase activity; protein binding; zinc ion binding
Source: RefSeq, a predicted model, not a curated record
AAAAAAGAACGAAAAAAAAAAGAACGAAAAAAAAAGAACAGUCCUGUCUCGUCCACCUCACGGAAGCAGACGCCGGCGGAGAGCAGAGCAGCAGAUCGAGAUCGACCCAUGGAUGCUUCGGCCCUCAACAACCCGCGCCUCAAGGCGAUGAUCGAGGAGGAGAGAACAAAGGCCAUGGCAAACGAGCUGUUGGCAAAGCUGACUUUUCUUUGCUGGGACAAAUGCGUCACCGGGAGCGUCGGGAGCAGCUUCAGCAGGAGCGAGACCUCGUGCCUGUCCAACUGCGCAAAACGCUUCGCUGAAGUGAAGAUGAUGACCAUGCAACGCUUCACUGGCCGCACUGUGACCUCUCCGCUCUGGCUCUACACUGUUGCUCGCUCCGACGACACCCUCAAGGAGUUUGCCAUGGACAACUCGCAAGAUGAAUCAGAAAAUGACGAGCAAGAGCUAGAUGUGAGUGAGUCCAUGGAGAACUCACAAGAUGAAUCAGAAAGUGACGAGCAAGAAGAAUUCUUGGAAAAGAAGCCAUUGCGGUCAUUAGCACCAAUGUUCCCGCUUCCUAUGGGAUAUGAUGUGGCAACUCAAUCAACUGAUCCAUUGCUAAUUUUUGUCACACCAUUCAGGCCCUGCACAUCGCCAGAACAGUCUCCAGCUUCAUUUGGUCAACCCUUACCAAAGUCACCAAUUCCUCUCAAGGCUACUCCAAUCUCAGCUGCAUUUCCCAUGCCACAACACAAAGGUGGAUCGUCACAUGAUCCUCUGAAGGAAACUCCAAUGUCAGCGGCAUUUCCCAUGCCAGGACCCAAAGAUGAACCAUCAGAUGAUCCUCUCAAGGCUACUCCAAUCUCAGCUGCAUUUCCCACGCGACGACACAAAGAUGAUCCUCUCAAGGCUACUCCAAUGUCAAGGUCAUUUCCAAUAACACGACAUGAAGAUGAAUCAUCAGACGAAGACUACAAACCCUUUUCUGGUCAGAAAAAAUCAACCCCGCUGAAGACAGCCAAGAGGACUCAGCAGGCUGAAUGCUCCAAUGCAGGUAACACCAAGCGCAGGUCAAUACAGAGAAGCCUGAACAGAGAGCUUGCCUUCAGUUCAUCCUUGUCAAGCAACCCAAAUGAAUCUGUCGAAGAGGUGAUGAUAAUGUUUGAUUCACUUCGGCGGCGCAUACUGCAAUUGGAUGAAAAUGAGGACGCAGGCAAGCGGGCCGACUUGAAGGCUGGAAGUCUCAUGAUGCAGAAUGGCCUGAGGAUCAACAAUUCGAAGAUCAUAGGACCUGUACCUGGUGUUGAAAUUGGAGACAUUUUCUUCUUCAGGAUUGAAAUGUGCAUUGUUGGUUUACAUGCACCUGCCAUGGCUGGCAUUGAUCACACCUCUGCUAAGCAUGCUGGAAAAGAUGAGAUUCUGGCGGUUAGCAUCAUCUCAUCUGGUGGUUAUGAGAAUGAUGACAAUGACACGGACAUUUUGGUGUACACAGGUCAGGGAGGCAAUAGUCGGCACAAGGAUAAGCAUGACCAGAAACUUGAAGGAGGUAACCUUGCUCUCAUGAAUAGUAUGAAAAAGAAAAACCUAAUCAGGGUUGUGCGCAGCGCACAGGACCCUUUCUGCAACUCGAGCAAAGUUUACAUCUAUGAUGGACUUUACCGGGUCGAAGAAUCCUGGACAGAAAAAGCAAAGAAUGGUUUUAGUGUUUUCAAGUACAAGAUGAGAAGGGAGCCGGGACAGAGAGAUGGAAUUUCAGUUUGGAAGAUGACUGAGAAGUGGAAAGCAAAUCCUGCGACAAGAAACAAUGUUAUAAGGGCAGAUAUAUCGUCAAAAGCUGAGAAGCUACCUGUAUGCCUUGUUAAUGAUGUAGAUGACCAGAAAGGGCCAAGCUACUUCAACUAUGUUACUGGAGUGGAGCAUUCAGGGCCACUCAGGAAGACAAAACCUUUACAAAGCUGCAAGUGUCCUAGUGUGUGCUUGCCUAGUGAUACUAAUUGCUCAUGUGCACAACUGAACAGUGGUUAUCUUCCUUACAGCGCCAAUGGAGUGCUUGUGAAGCACAUUCCAAUGCUUUAUGAGUGCUCCUCCACGUGCCAGUGUUGUCAAAAUUGUCGAAACAGGGUCACACAGAAAGGUGUCAAUCUUAACUUUGAGGUCUUUUGGACUGGGGAUUCCGGAUGGGGUGUCCGGUCCUGGGACCCAAUCCGUGCUGGCACAUUCAUCUGUGAGUAUGCCGGUCAAAUCAUUGAUGAAACAAAUAUGAACAUGGGUGAUGAGGAAGAUGAAUAUACCUUUUGCACAUCAUGGCACAGUGACAAGGUUUCAAGAUGGAAUUUGGGAGCAGAAUUACUUGAAGAAAAAAGUGAUAAUGCCACAACAGAGAAUCUGAAGAAGCUGCCUGUUGUCAUAAGUGCAAAACGUUCAGGAAAUGUGGCUCGUUUUCUGAAUCAUAGCUGUUCCCCGAACGUCCUUUGGCAGCCCGUGCAGUAUGACCAUGGCGAUGACAGUUACCCACAUAUCAUGUUUUUUGCGAUGAAACAUAUUCCUCCCAUGACUGAACUGACGUAUGAUUAUGGUACAAGAGGAGCUCCUCCUGGCAUUAAGGGGAAGUUUCCAAAUGCUUGCAAACUCAAGAAAUGCUUAUGUGGCAAGCGUGGACUAAUGCACUAA